Prosopis cineraria is the source of this 798-nucleotide messenger RNA. RefSeq lists its product as uncharacterized. The transcript has 2 exons. The record is from RefSeq and is a predicted model, not a curated record. Bases 77 to 505 code for a protein of 142 amino acids. Lineage: Eukaryota; Viridiplantae; Streptophyta; Magnoliopsida; Fabales; Fabaceae.
UCCUCCAUAAAGAAUACUCAGGCAUAGAGAGAGAGAAGGAAGUAAUAUAGUGGUAGGUAGUGUAUUUGAAGACGACAUGGGAGGUUGUGGGAGCAAGUCCAGAGUGUUGAAGGAAACAGGGCAACCUAUUAAUGAGGUCAACAUGUCUGAAUCUCAUGAAGCUCAUCAUCAUCAUCAUCAUCAUCAUCAUCAUCAUCAGCUUUCUUCACCCCAUGAGAUCUCCAGCAAACGCCCUUCUCUCAGCUACUUGUUCCACCAGAGUGAAGGUAUGAAAACAAAUACAAGAAGUGAGAAAAGUGAAGACGGAGAGAAUGUGAAAAAAGAAGCGUCAGAAAAGGAAAAGCAAAAAUAUGAAGUGAAGGAGUUAAAUGAAAGGAAUGAAGGAGGGAGACAAGAAUCACUACCAGAAGAGGCUAAGAACAAAUUCUCAGAAGAAACACAAAGCAGUAAUAAGUUACAGAAUUGUGAUGGAAAUGACAGUGAACAGAGAGAUGAAGCCGAGUAGCCUGCAAAAUCAAGUGAGGACUCUAAACCUGAACAAUCAGAGCAAAGCCAUUAAGGCCCAAAUAGGCCCAUGAAAGCACUUUAGGGCCCAGUCAACCCAGGCACCUCUUUUUAUGCUUGGGAUGAAUCAAUAUUUAUUAAGUUUAUUAUGUUUUUAAUUAUUUUUCUCUCAUGCCCGUGCUGAUGUGCAUUGCCAUGCACUUUUGUGCAUAUGUUUGGAUUUAGAUUCAAUGUCAAAUCGUGAUAUGUACAAUCAUUUGAAAAGAAAAAUCAUCUCUUAUUUUUUUUUGAUAA